UGCACGACUGGGACCGACCGGGCAAUUUCUACCGCCCAGCAAGCAGGAGGGACGCGCUCGCAAUGGAGGACUAUCGCCCCAGCGGGCGCUUCUACAACAGAGGUGGAAACAAGCGCAAGCGUACCGAGCGUGAUGACGACGUCGACGACCGUCGCGACGACCGCCGUCCGACGCGCCGCCGCUAUGAGGAGCCUACUGCUUCUAAGCUACGGAGGCAGCUCCUGGCCAUUGCGGAAUCGCCUGCUAGGAACGCCGAGGAUGACGCCCAAGAUAUCGCACGCCUUGUUUCGGACAAUUGGGAAGAAGAAGACGUAAAAGUCGGUUUCCUCCAUCUGGCCGUGCAGCUAGUCCUUGAACAACCUCUGAAGGUUCCGUUUGUUGCCGCUGUUAUCCUUUACGCCAAUGAGACGAAGCCUGAUUUAGUUGAGGAAACGCUCGCCUCAGCACAGAAAAAGGCUCAGGAAGACCUUGAGGCUGGCAACUGGAGGAACUUCAAACUGCUGCUCCGCUUCUUCGCCUGCCUCCAAGGCCUCUUGGAGGGUGACGGAGUGUUUACUGUCUUGGAUGAGCUUUUCAACAGGGCCGUGGACCUUCAAGCUGCUUCGUCUGAAGACACUGUCGGACUUGAGCUUGUCAAGAUCAUCCUUUUUACCAUCCCCUAUGUCCUUGCCUCCACGACUGGUUUCGAACAGAAUGCAGCGGCUAUGCUUGAAAAGACUGAUAUCGUAGCCUCAGCACCGCAUGCCUUGGAAGGCCUGGUUGAACCAUACUCGGGCGAUAGCGAGGAGAAACCCUUUGGCUUCCAGAGUAUCAUUGCACUCCUACAAAAGCAACUGCAGAACGAGUCAUCUACUGGCUGGAAGCUUUCCUGCAUCCCCAGAGUCUAUAACCCGGUUAAAAGAGACGAGGGUGCAGAAACGGCAACAAAGCAUGCCUUCCCUGCCAUUAAUGUUCCUGCCAACAUCAACCCGGGCCCUAGACCACUCUUUCCGGAGACCUAUUUUUCGCUUUACGCUGAUCAGGAUGUCGAGACUGUCCCGAAAACUAACAACAUUGCGGCAUGUCUUUUGCGAGAUGCUCUCGCAGACACCAUCAACAUCCUCGACUUCAACCGUAUCGCUUGCGCCAAGUACCUGCUUGAGAUGGAUUGCUACUGGGCACCCAACACAUUCGUUAAGCGCGGUACCCAGUUUGAUAAGCUCAAAGAUCUGGGCGAAGACCAGUCGACCUGGAAGCCUGAGGAUCUUGCAGUUGAUGCCGUUUUUGCCCAAAUCGUCUCUCUUCCAUCGCCGGGGCACAAACUGGUAUACUAUCACUCUCUGAUCACGGAAUCUUGCAAGCUUGCCCCCGGCGCAAUUGCGCCGAGUCUAGGUCGCGCAAUUCGCUUCCUUUUCCGUCAUCUGGACAUGAUGGACAUGGAACUCGCUUUCAGGUUCAUGGAUUGGUUCUCUCAUCACCUUAGCAACUUCGACUUUCGCUGGAAAUGGGCUGAGUGGACCGAUGAUGUACACCGUAGUGACAUCCAUCCGCGCAAGGCAUUCAUCAACGGGGCUAUCGACAAGGAAAUUCGCCUUAGUUUCGCCAAACGCAUCCGUGAGACUCUUCCUCAGGACUGGCCAGAUCUCAUUUCAGAAGACAAGGAGAAGGAUACUCCCCCAUUCAAGUAUGAUUCUGACCAGACUCCGUACGCACUUGAGGGUAGAGAGCUUCUUCAACUCCUUCGCAAGAAAGCUCCUGAGGAAGAAAUCCAAAGGGUUCUCGAUAGCAUCCACACACAGGCGUCUGAACACGGCAUCGCGGACGUUCUUGUCCCCUCGACGGACGCUUACGUCACCUGCAUUUGCUACAUCGGUUCAAAGUCUCUGUCUCACGUCCUCUCCUGUAUUGAACGCUGCAAGGAGCGCCUCCUCGCGGUUGGCCCUGCUUCGGAAGAUGCCCGGAAGCAGAUUGCUGCUAGUGUCGUCCAGUACUGGCAGCACCAGCCAGGCGUCGCCGUCAACAUUGUCGACAAACUCCUGAACUACACCAUCCUAACCCCGAUGUGUGUAGUUCAAUGGGCUUUGGGUGACCGUCUGGGCGCUGGGGCCGCCCUUUCCGAGAGCUGGGUCUUUGAAAUGGUCGCUGGCACUGUUGGUAAAGUCACCAACCGCGUUCGUCAAAUCGUCGCUGCCAAAUUACAGAAAGGCUUGCCUGCCGAACAAGUCCAGAUGCUUGAUGAAACUCUUGUCAAAGAGCGCGAAUCCAUGAGACAGCUAUUCGCAGUAAUUGAUGAUGCUGUGACCGGUUUUGCCACCGGAGCUUCUGAUGCCUUCAUCGAGGCCGAUGGCAGCAAAGACAUGGACGAGAAAAAGGGUCAGUUAAUCAAAGCGUGGGGCGAACGCUGGGCUAGGGUGUUUAGAAGGAAAGCUGCUGUGGAGGAAGCCAUUGUCGGCGAGGCUGCCAUCGAGGCCAAGGUUGCCGCUUUGGCUGCUGCUGACGAGAAGGCCGAUGCUGGUGAUGAUGCAGAGGCAAACGGUGAGGAUGACCAGCAGGCGGUUGGUGAGGACACCGCAACUUAGGUUCAGCGUCUUAUUGCUGGGCCUUAUUUAGACGGGUCUCAACGGCACCGGUCUUCUGGUGUCAUUACCUUGCAUUUUGCAUCUUUCCUUUCGUUUAACUCAACACAUUUGCUUUUCCUACUCUGGUUAGGCUCUUUUUACCAUGCCCAGGUUGAUCAAAAGCAAAUUGCGGACUUCCCUCCAUCUUGAAGAAAAUAACAUUCAUACCAAGUUACUGUGAUGUCUCUCCUUUUUGGACAAGUCGUACUAGGAAUACUUUAUGUACGUGUCCCCUUGAACAUUCACAGGAUGGAUGCCAUAAACAAAGCAUAUAAUCAAAUCAAUCGUCUGUGG
Molecule: messenger RNA, 2891 nt
Organism: Aplosporella prunicola CBS 121167
Lineage: Eukaryota; Fungi; Ascomycota; Dothideomycetes; Botryosphaeriales; Aplosporellaceae
Exons: 6
Coding region: 63-2558 (831 amino acids)
Biological process (GO): mRNA export from nucleus; nuclear-transcribed mRNA catabolic process, nonsense-mediated decay
Cellular component (GO): nucleus; nuclear cap binding complex
Molecular function (GO): mRNA binding; RNA cap binding
Source: RefSeq, a predicted model, not a curated record